Messenger RNA from Jaminaea rosea, 1162 nucleotides. Its product is annotated as HSP20-like chaperone. The transcript has a single exon. Lineage: Eukaryota; Fungi; Basidiomycota; Exobasidiomycetes; Microstromatales. The record is from RefSeq and is a predicted model, not a curated record. Gene Ontology annotation, biological process: response to hydrogen peroxide; response to salt stress; protein folding. The coding region runs from base 62 to 1030 and encodes 322 amino acids.
CCAAAGCCGCAAGCUAGCACACACGAAGCCGACACCUCACCAGCAACACACAGCGUCGACAAUGUCCUACAACACUCCCUUCACCCGCGCCCCCUCCAUCCUGGAGCUCAUGUUCACGUCGCCUCUCUCUGGCCCUUCUGGUCCGCACCGUGACGACGGCACCAUUUUCGUGUACGACAACGCUCACGACGUCGAGGAGGCUGCCGCCCGUCAGCAUCGUCACAUCGAGCAACAGAGGAGGGACCAGCAUCGCGAGCUGGAGCAGCGCAAGAAGCACGAGCAGCAACAGGGAAGCAAACACUCGACCGUGGCCAAGGGUCAGGGCAGCGGACAGCACGCAGGUCAUCAUCAGACUCUCGCCCAGCAGCAGCAGCAGCAGAAGCGUCAGGCCGCUGCCACUUGGCCAUACCACCCUUUCUUCAGCCAUCCGCUCUUCAAUGCCAACGACUACGGCAACGGCGUCUUUGGCGGUCCUCUCCUCACUGGGCCCUUGCUUCCCAACCAUUCUGCCCUCGCCACAGCAGCCAAGGUCCCGACCUUGUCCCACUCGACUCUCUCCUCCUUCUCGCCCCGCAUUGACGUUCACGAGGACGAAAACAAGUUUCAGCUAAGCGCCGAACUCCCCGGCAUGCCUUGCGACGCUGUCAAGGUACACGUGGACGAUGAAGGCCGAACGAUCAGUAUCGAGGGGGAGAUGAGGAAGGAGUACGACUCCCGCGACCUCGCCUCCGCCAAGAAAAGCAGCAGCAAGGGCGGGGACAAUGCCAGCGAGGCCACCUCCUCCUCCACCUCGAGCGACAAGCAGGCCCAGCCUCGCAUCCACGGCCACGUAACGGAGCGUCUCUACGGUCAUUUCUCUCGUUCCCUUUGGCUUCCCGAGAGCGCUGAGCUGGACAAGAUCUCGGCGAGCUUCAAGGAUGGACUGCUUCGUAUCAAUGUACCUAAGAAGGAGACCAAGAAGAAUGGAGAAGGGGAGGAGAAGGAGGAAGUGAAGAAGAGGAAGGUUACGAUCGAGGAGGUGCAGGAGUGAGGUGGUCAAGGGGGCACUGGACGAUUUGAAGAGUCGCGGGAAACGGGAAAGGCAGGAGACGACGUCAUAUAUCCAUCAGCUCUGGAGCACGACAAGCAUGGCCGAAGCGAUCAUCGCCAUCGCUCAUACACG